AUGAUGCAGAGCGCGGCUGUCCCCGCGGAGGGGGCUGUCACGGGGCUACCGGAGAUGCUCGGUGUGCCGAUGCAACAGAUCCCCCAGUGUGCUGGCUGCAACCAGCAUAUCCUGGACAAGUUCAUCCUGAAGGUCCUGGACAGACACUGGCACAGCUCCUGCCUCAAGUGUGCAGACUGCCAGAUGCAGCUGGCCGACAGGUGCUUCUCCAGGGCCGGGAGCGUCUACUGCAAGGAGGACUUCUUCAAACGCUUCGGCACAAAAUGCACAGCCUGCCAGCAGGGCAUCCCCCCGACCCAGGUGGUCCGCAAAGCCCAGGACUUCGUCUACCACCUGCACUGCUUUGCCUGCAUCAUCUGCAGCCGGCAGCUGGCAACGGGAGAUGAAUUCUACCUCAUGGAGGACGGGCGGCUGGUGUGCAAGGAAGACUAUGAGACUGCCAAGCAAAAUGAUGACUCUGAGGCAGGAGCAAAGCGGCCACGGACCACCAUCACAGCGAAGCAGCUGGAGACAUUAAAGAACGCCUACAAGAACUCCCCCAAGCCCGCCCGGCAUGUAAGGGAGCAGCUCUCCUCUGAGACAGGCCUGGACAUGAGGGUUGUACAGGUUUGGUUUCAGAACAGAAGGGCCAAGGAGAAACGCCUGAAGAAGGACGCAGGGCGGCAUCGCUGGGGGCAGUUCUAUAAGAGCGUCAAGAGGAGCCGGGGAGGCAGCAAGCAGGAGAAGGAGAGCUCUGCAGAGGACUGUGGGGUUAGUGACAGUGAGCUGAGCUUCCGAGAGGAUCAAAUUCUCUCAGAACUUGGCCACACCAAUAGGAUUUAUGGCAACGUGGGGGACAUUACAGGCGGCCAGUUAAUGAAUGGGAGCUUCUCCAUGGAUGGGACAGGACAAUCCUAUCAGGACUUGAGGGAUGGGAGCCCCUAUGGAAUCCCCCAGUCUCCAUCCUCUAUAUCAUCCCUGCCAUCCCACGCUCCUUUGCUGAAUGGGCUGGAUUACACGGUGGACAGUAAUCUGGGCAUCAUUGCGCAUGCAGGGCAGGGAGUAAACCAGACACUAAGAGCCAUGGCUGGGGGACCCACCUCUGACAUCUCCACAGGAAGCAGUGUAGGCUAUCCCGACUUUCCAACUAGCCCAGCCUCUUGGCUUGAUGAAAUGGAUCAUCCUCCUUUUUAAACUUCUCUCCUCCCCAUCCUCCCCAUCCUGGCUUGAGAGAGUAUCUUCAAGGAUCAAAAGAGACUUGCCUCUUAAGGAUCAAAGAUGCGCCAAUGUGAAUUUCCAUUAUUUUCAAUGGAAGUCCUCUGCUGGUUUCUAGAAGGCUGUGAGACCACAUUAGGGCCUUGCCUUCUUGGGAGGGGCUGGGGGAGCAGCCUCACCUCACACACAGCACAGGGGUGGACAGCCUAGAGCUGUAGGUAUGCUGACUUGUUGGCUCUCUCCCCUCCUGCCCUUGUUUAAAGGCUUUGGCUUAGUGUUUUGGUGGCACUAGGCGACUGUGACAGGUUACUUGGCCUUGGGAACACUACUCCAACUGCUGUGUCUCACACAGUGCCUCCCAAAAUUACUGCUGUCACCAGAACCAAGAUUCCUGAGGUAGCAGCAUCACAGCCCCUUGAGUAUAAUAAAAUGAUUUCUGGACCACUCUGAUUAAACCCUGAUUUUCAAAAUUUAAAAAUCGGUUAUAAAAUGUUGGUGAAAAUGUUGAUAGCCACAGUUUGAUACUAAAAAAUAUGCCCCUCCCUUUUUGUUUGUUGCUGUGAAAAUACGACUUCUUUCUUACUUGGACAAACCAGAGAAAACUUAUCAGUUUUGGCUUUUUAAGGAAUCCCACCUAUAUCACUGAACCCCUAAUGGCAAGAAGUGGUUUUCAUUGCAGGUGACUCCUGAGGCUACAGCUUGGGUGGCUCUAGACCUUCACAAACUGGCUGAUGAGUCCCGCUGGUGCAUAGUGUGCCUUUUUAAUUUAUUUGUAUCAUUUACUCCCCCAGAUAGGAUGUGGGCUACAAAAUGAUCAAAGCUAGACUAUGGAGAGAACAGAAUGACAAUCAGUGAAAACAUUUGAGACACAUUUGGAUUCCAAGCAUGCAGUCUGUUUAGCCUCCUUGGCAGAUGCCGGUAUCCCAGAGAUCCCCAUCCCUUGUAAAAUAAAAUCUGGAGUCUGCUAUGAGGAAGUUGGUUUAGAUGAGCUUUUCAGUGUACUCCUCCUCCCUCUUAAAAGCAAAAGUGCCCUCUGCUGUACAAGCUGACUCAGGUGGAGGACGAUCUUGGUCACUUCCAGGAACCAGCAAUAUUUUUUGGCCUGGUUUGGUUGAGGCAUAAUUUAGGGAGCAGCCUUAAAAUUGUCAAAAGGGUUCUAAGUCCUGGAGCUGCAUCUCUUUGGGUUGCUUGCUGGACUUGUGCCAUGCCCUGGGCUCCAGGCCUACACUCAAAAAGCCAGAGUUCUCUGGCUACUGGCAGUGCAAGGGACUCCCUUCAUGUCACUAAGCCUGCAAGGCAAGGCCAGUCCCUGCAGCUCUAUGAGCUGCCACUCUGUGACAGGCUGCACUUCUGUGCUAUCAGGAUGCCCUUCUGGGAAUUCCAAAUCUCCAUUUUGCAGCGAGGAAUUUAGUCAGUUGGAAUUUAUUCCUACCCCUUGGGAAAGAGUGGUUUGCUUCUUCUGGCCCCACAAUCUCUUAUGAUCAGUGGGAUAGGAAAAGGCAAGAAGGCACUGCCUUUCUUUCACAUGACGAGACCAAAAGCCCUGGAGACCCUUCUGUGAAUGGUUGAUCACAUUUGGAGGACUGCAAAGAUUCAGGCAUGUGGUGGGCAGAAAUAUGACAGUCUCUAGCUGUUGUAUCAUUUGUAAGCUCCUCUUCAAGACUGCAUUUAGUUCAAUUAAGCUUCUUUAAAGGAUACAGUCAGUAACUUCCUGGAUUAGCCUUCAGGCUCCUUUUCUCUGAUCAGUUUUGUACUGUAUCCUUGUUUUUGGGUGGGCUGCAACUGCCCUGAUCUUUGCCUGGGGCAUCUGCAACACAGACUUUUUUGAAGUUCCAUAUUUAUGGGUGGUGGUGUGUUAAGUCUAUCUAAUUCUGUGCUACUGAAAUUCCCCAACGUGAAUGCUCUGUGGGGAUGGAGACACAAGACAACAAGCCAUGUGAAGGACAGGAAGUUGCAACUGUCUGGAAGCCAUCUUCUUUAAACACACUGUUCUCAGCAGGCUGCUCAUAAUACAGAGGCAAAAACCUGUGUUGGACAAUCCAGCUGAAAAGCUAUGUCAGCCAGGUAACUGUUACCUUGACUAUUUGGCUCAGUACCACAGGUUUGGAAGUACCUCAUUUUUGACGUGUGUAGCACUGUUGAAGCUGUUAUUAAUUUCAGCUGACCAGUUUUUAUUUUUAUGAGUUUAUCAUACUCCUGAUUCAGUCACAGAAGAAUGGGAGGCUGUCCUCAUUCACAGUAAUAAGUCUCCUGAGGAACUCGUUAGGCAGCACAGUGAAAUUAGCAGUAGUGUUUGGUUUCACUUGGGCUGACUAGCUGGAAAAGAUAUUGAGAGACCACUGACCAGAAGGCCAGGAGAGCAUUACAUUCCUUCCCCAGAGGCACCUCCCUAGAGCACAGCAAGCACUGGUGCCCCAUCAGAAGCACAGCCAUGACAGGUCUUAGAUUCCAAGUGACUGUUCUGCAAAUUGAGUUUGCACGGUGGAUGGGCUGGUGCCACUGAUGAACACCGCACACCAAGACUGCUCCCUCAUUGUGGUUUGGAGAUAGAGAGGAUUAUUUUGUUUUUAGAUUCUCUUAGAGACACUCCAGGUAACUACCCAGUAGUUGUCUUCCCCUUGCUAAAUCACAUGCACACAUUUAAAAAAUGAAAAAAGACCUUUUAGAGCCAUUUACAAUAUUUUGGCCUAUCUUUGACUCAAAGAGACCGUUUAACACCUACUAUCUGCAGUGCCUGCCCAAUAGGCUUUAGAGAAGGAAGCUUCUGAAUCCUGAAGCAAAUUAGCAUCCCCUCUACCUCUCACCCUGAAUUUCCAGGGGUAAUUCGUAUAAGUAAAAAUGAGAAAUGAGUGACUAACUCAGUGGAGAACUCUAUAUUUGCCCCAAAGUAGUAAAACUAUGGAAAAAAAAAUACUCAAACAAGGGUUAACCAGCCCAAUGGUUAAAUCAUGUUGUUGGAAACUGGUUUUUGUUGCCCCUUCAAGGAUCUGUGAGCAACCUCAGGCAAAUUCCUUUCAGUUUUUGUUCUUUUUCUGUCUUGCUUCAUCUGUUAUGAACAAAUGUGAGAUGAAUAUCAGCUACCAUACUGAUAACUUGGUCCUGCAAAUUAAUAUAGUGAAACAACAGGGAAAUUACGACCUAAGCAAAGCAUCUGGCAGAGUCCUUAAAGUUUUUUUGGUGGCAUUUUAAAACAUUUAAAAUUUGUAUCUAGUGAUACAAUUGGAGGCUGUUAGAUCUUCAUUCUUAAGUUCACUUUGCCAGGAAGUACAUAAAAAUCUGUAGAAGCCAGGCAUAUUAUAAUCCCAGCUGUUCAUAAGGCUAAGGCUGAAGGAUCACAAGUUUGAGGCCAGCCCGGGCAACUUAACAAGAUCCUGCAAAAUAAAAAAUUAAAGAAGAGCUUGAGAAUUUAUCUCAGUACAAGUUUGCCUAGCAUGUACAAACCCCUGGGUUCAAGUCCCAGCCUUGGAAACAAAUAAACAAAACCCCUCAAGAACUGCCUUUUUUCAGGAGGUGUUCAAGGCUUCUGAUUCUCAAAUGCUGUGUUUUGUGACAGUCCACCAUGACACCUAAACCCCACACAGCUCCUCCCACAUGCUACAACUGACACCUUGGUUAUAACCAUGGAAAUAAUGACCAUACCUCCUCGGCCAGCAGGGUCUGGAAGGCCUGAGGAAGCUCAUUUUUAAACAUUGCACUUUAAAAAUUGGAAACUGAGAUGAAGAAAAAUUCAAUUAAGAGGAAAUGAGUUUUGUUUUAUUACCUGCUGCUGACGGGCUCUGGGCAUACUGAAAGCUAAAUAAAAGCACAUCACUGGCUCUCUCUUUCUUGGAUUGGUCAAUUGGCCCUUUUUGCAGUAGUUGCUC
Fukomys damarensis (Damara mole-rat) is the source of this 5057-nucleotide messenger RNA. It is a transcript of the gene Lhx4, whose product is annotated as LIM homeobox 4. Gene Ontology annotation, biological process: regulation of transcription by RNA polymerase II; neuron differentiation. Bases 1 to 1173 code for a protein of 390 amino acids. The transcript is spliced from 6 exons. Gene Ontology annotation, cellular component: nucleus. Gene Ontology annotation, molecular function: RNA polymerase II transcription regulatory region sequence-specific DNA binding; DNA-binding transcription factor activity, RNA polymerase II-specific. The record is from RefSeq and is a predicted model, not a curated record. NCBI's taxonomy places the organism in Eukaryota, Metazoa, Chordata, Mammalia, Rodentia, Bathyergidae.